Opisthorchis viverrini is the source of this 838-nucleotide messenger RNA. RefSeq lists its product as hypothetical. Lineage: Eukaryota; Metazoa; Platyhelminthes; Trematoda; Opisthorchiida; Opisthorchiidae. The transcript has 4 exons. The record is from RefSeq and is a predicted model, not a curated record. The coding region runs from base 64 to 729 and encodes 221 amino acids.
UUCCGUCUUGUACGUACGCACGAGUGGGCCUGCGUCGAUUUACAUGCGUAUUUACUGUGUAGAAUGUGCAAACAGGAGUGGCGAUUCCCAGCUGACGGUUGUACAAAAAAUACCUUGACGUGGUUUGGUCCAGCGCCGUACACAUGGCACUUGAUGCAGAUGGUUGCAGCGUACACAAAGUUGAUGGAAAUUGUUAAGUUCACUUCUACUGAAGUAGUUGAUAAAAUAUUGUGCGAUUGUUGUCACCGCGUGCUAUCUGUCGGUGAUACGGUUCUGGAAACACUCGGGCGCUACUUUCAUUUAAAUUGUCUCAAAUGCGUAUGUUGCGGUAAACCUAUCGCUACUGGUCCGUUCCUUCCUAUUGCCGGGCUGUUUCCCGUAUGUAAAGGUUGCUGGUUGUGGAAAUCCCAUCGACUUAUUGAGGGCCUGAUAGGCACACCGGAGGGUUUUGGCAGAUGGCGUCACCAAGAACAAGUAAAUGAAUUCUGGAAGCAAAGUCACUAUAAUAUGGCCGAAUUGUCAACCCAAUCUCAACACUCAUCUGAAUGUUAUGUUUGUCGCCACCCAAUUAAUGUAGGUUGCCCCUAUGUCCACUUGGAUGAAGGACCAAUACAUGCCCACUGCUUAAUCUGCUAUGUAUGUGGAGUUCGGCUAACCGACAAAGAAUUUGUUGCCCAAUAUGGUCAAUAUGCUUGCCAAAAGCAUGCCUUCAGUAAAAUUUCACACUGAAUUUCCGCUAUCCCUCUUUUAUUUAUCUUUUUGAGCCGGCAGAAUGGCCCGUGGUGAAUAUUUUAGCGCCUUUUUGGUUUGUUUUUAUUAUAUUUGUCACAAACGCGGU